UCUCACCCGGACCACGACCGACCCGGAGCCGGUUUCGACCAACACGAUCGACAGCUCGGCAGCUCGUUCGCGCGGACUUGUGUCGGGGCGACUUGGGGACGUGGUGCGGCACCAAGUGACCGGCGACGCUCUUUCGUUACGCCUCCCAGCUAAGAUGUAGACGUUGUAAAAGAACUGAAGGCAAAUGAUGGAUUACGCAGUGAGUCAUCACCUGUGGCGCCCAUUGGCGGCUAUGUCCGUAAAUGAUCAUGACCAAAGAGGCGUCGUAGCCGUCUCGGUGUCACCAACGGAGACGGUGGCCUACGCGGUGAACUCGAUGUUCCCGGAGACGUCGACCACCGUCAACGACGACGUGAACGACGUCUGGUUCUCGAAGUACUACCGCAACAACUCCGAUUGGCUGUUCGAGAGUACCGACAGUUGGGAAGUAGAUAAUGUGAGUUCGGUGAAUAUGACAUUCGACGGUUUCGGGUUCGGUUUCGGUUUCAACAGAACUAACAUCGAUGAUACUAUUGAACUGAUUACUAUGAUCGUGACCGCCAUUCUGUUGGGGUUGAUCAUCUUAGCGACUGUAAUUGGGAACGUUUUUGUGAUAGCUGCGAUUCUUCUUGAGAGGAACCUGCAGAACGUGGCGAACUACUUGAUACUCUCGUUGGCUGUCGCUGAUCUUCUGGUGGCUUGUCUGGUGAUGCCUUUGGGGGCGGUUUACGAGGUCAGCCAGGAGUGGCGACUCGGUCCUGAGCUCUGCGACAUGUGGACAUCUAGCGAUGUUCUCUGUUGCACCGCUUCCAUUCUGCAUCUCGUUGCCAUUGCUCUAGAUAGAUAUUGGGCGGUCACAAACAUAGACUACAUCCAUCAACGCACCUCGAAACGUAUCGGUGUGAUGAUCUUCAUCAUCUGGGCGGUAUCCUUCCUAGUUUGCAUAGCACCGUUGCUGGGAUGGAAGGACGUGGAGUGGGACCAGAGAAUCCGUGACAAAAAGUGCAUCGUCAGUCAAGACCUGUACUAUCAAAUAUUUGCCACAGCAUCGUCGUUCUACCUUCCCCUCUUGGUUAUCCUGAUUUUGUACUGGAGAAUCUUUCAGACUGCGAGGAAACGUAUCAGGCGAAGGCAGGUGAUGACAGCUGUUAAGACACAGGCGAUGCAGAAUCCCGCUGCGGGUGGUAUUGCAGGUGGGCUGGCAGCUGCUAGUGGCACAGGCGGGAUAGCAGCUGCGGUUGUAACAGUGAUAGGUCGACCACUUCCGACAAUAUCAGAGACGACAACAGCGUUCACGAACGUUUCGUCCAACAACUCCAGUCCGGAGAAGACAUCUUUUGCUAACGGCUUAGAGGCUGACAUGCCUACAACCACCGACUGCAGUACAAACUAUCAACCCACCCCCAGCUACCCCAUCAAGAGAAAGUCGAGGGACGGGGUGGAUUCGAAACGCGAAAGAAAGGCCGCCAAGACUCUAGCCAUCAUAACAGGUGCGUUCGUGCUGUGUUGGCUGCCAUUCUUCAUCAUGGCCGUCAUACUGCCCAUAAACGCGAACCUCUUCGAGAAAUACCUGAUCUCGAUCUUCCUGUGGCUGGGCUACUUCAACUCCACACUCAACCCCAUCAUCUACACGAUCUUCAGUCCGGAGUUCCGGCACGCGUUCAAGAAGAUCCUGUGCGGCAGGAACUACGCCCGCCGCAACCGCAACUUCGGCGUGAAACAGUUUCAAUGAUGGCGGCAGGGUGAUCGCUUAGCUUCGGACGCGGAACCACCACCGAUGGCGGCCCGGCUGGCGGCCAGUGUGGCGGUUACCGCGGUCGCCUCGCGAAACGUGACUUUCAAGUGCGACUGAUCCGAAGAUAGGAGAUCACGGACCAACGUGAUUUCGCCGGUGGACUGUCACAGCAGCAACAGCAACAGUAGCAGUAGCGACAACGUCAAUAGGAGAGUAGUGCUUGAAAUGCAGCCCCUCUAACCCAAAGGGUCGGGCGAUUGUUGUUGAGUGUUUUGAGAGUUACUCCAUAGAAUGUCUGCUCAUACUUUAUAUCAUAUCUUGUGAUACAUUAUAUUGUAUAAAUAAAUUCUAAACAUAUU
Molecule: messenger RNA, 2073 nt
Organism: Aethina tumida (small hive beetle)
Lineage: Eukaryota; Metazoa; Arthropoda; Insecta; Coleoptera; Nitidulidae
Product: 5-hydroxytryptamine receptor
Exons: 6
Coding region: 185-1711 (508 amino acids)
Biological process (GO): adenylate cyclase-activating adrenergic receptor signaling pathway
Cellular component (GO): membrane
Molecular function (GO): G protein-coupled receptor activity
Source: RefSeq, a predicted model, not a curated record